GGUAGGUAGCGAGCGAAGUGCUCAGAACAGCACCCGGCAAGGCAAAGCACAGCAGGAAAAACGUGCCUCGAAACCCCCAGAGCCAAAGCCAAACAUCUUUGAAAAAAAAAAAACAUAGGAAAAUGCAACAAAAAUAAGAAAAAAAAGCAGACACAAGAAAUAAAGAGCCACAGGCCAGAGCCGAAGCCCAAGCCCAAGCCCAGGCGCCAGCACAGGCACAAGCACAAGCAAAAGAAGCUCGAACCCUCCGCAAUCCGUCAUCCACAUCCACAUCUGCACCUGCAACCUGCACCCUGUCCCAACACAACUACCACACACCUCGCCCGCUCUCCUGAAAGCGUCCUCACCACUCCCCAUCCAUACCUCCAUCCACACGCUCAUCGGCCAUCUACGUUGCCGCUAUCCGCUGACCUUUUCCCUUCAGUCGCUUUGCUCUGCACACCAGCUCACAACGACCGAGGAUGGCCGAACUGCGACGCAAACUCGUCAUCGUCGGUGACGGUGCCUGUGGAAAGACCUGCUUGCUUAUUGUUUUCUCGAAAGGCACAUUUCCUGAGGUCUACGUUCCAACUGUCUUUGAGAAUUAUGUCGCCGACGUCGAGGUGGACGGCAAGCACGUCGAACUAGCCCUGUGGGAUACAGCUGGUCAAGAAGAUUACGAUAGGCUGCGACCCCUCUCCUAUCCGGACUCGCACGUCAUCCUCAUCUGCUUUGCCAUCGACUCGCCAGAUUCGCUCGACAACGUCCAGGAGAAGUGGAUCUCCGAGGUCUUGCACUUCUGCUCGGGCCUGCCCAUCAUCCUCGUCGGCUGCAAGAAGGAUCUGAGGUUCGAUCCUAAGACGAUCGAGGAGCUGCACAAGACGUCGCAAAAGCCCGUCACUACAGAACAGGGUGAGGAAGUCAAGAAGCGAAUUGGCGCCGUCAAGUACAUCGAGUGCUCCGCGAAGACGGGCGAGGGCGUCCGAGAGGUGUUUGAGCACGCGACACGUGCAGCCUUGACGAACACCAAGGGUCGGAAGAAGGGUGGCAAGAAGAAGGGCUGCGUGGUCCUAUAAGCGUUCGACAUGUCCCAUUCGUCCUCAGUGUAACACAUAUGCUCGCGCCACCGUAAGCAACAACGGCCAAGUGCGCAUCAGACCGGAGCGGACGAGCAUGAUGAGAAAAAAGGCCCUCACGACCUUUUUUGCUUCUUCCUGACGAACGACGACCGCAAAGAUCGGACGCCCUCUUGCUUCUUUCCACAUCUUUAUUUUCCUCGUCCUUGGUUCUUUUCUUGCUCUCUAACUGCUACUCCUACUACUACUGUAUGUGCGCGCACAAAUCACAAAGCUUUUUUUUUUCUGGGAUUGCAUAGAAACGUUGCUCUCUGCAUGUGGAACCAAGACGUCGUGCUCUGUGCGGCUCUGUCGGCUGGCUCUUUUCCUGCGAACAUCCGUCUCGGCUAACGACAACGGCAAGAUCAAACAACGGUAGAUGUAGUCUCCUCCUAUUUCUUUGUCAUUUGGGGGACAGCAGGCGGGGAUCUAGGGUUUGGUGGGUGGUGCUUCGGAUGGUUGGAAGGUCUGAGGCAAAACACUCUACACACAUAUAUGAGAAGAGAGAGGCGUGGAUAAUGAUAGGGCAUGGCAUGCACAAACCAUACCGCGAGUGCCCUCGUCUUUGUUUGCGGCCUUUCUUAUCCCGUCCUCCUGUCCUGCCUCCCUGGCCUUGUUUCAUCUUUCUUCUCGUCACCGCGCGUAACCUCAUGUAUACACCACACAUCUCAAUCUCACCGGGAAAGAUUCGUUUCUGUCGCGAUCUGGUUGAAAUAUGGCUUGGCCCUUCCCAUCUCCCCAAUCCACAUAGUACAUGGAGGAUAGCGGAAAUGUGAUUUGCCUGCUUGCCCCUCUCCCCGUCCCCUCCCUCUGACCCCACAAAGCAUUGAAAUGUAAUAUCGGACAAAUUCUAUUCUGGAGUUACAUACAAGGUUAUCAGUAGGAAAACCCAGGAAUCCGCCUUCACUUUUUUGUGUAAGA
Verruconis gallopava is the source of this 2015-nucleotide messenger RNA. Its product is annotated as GTP-binding protein rhoA. Gene Ontology annotation, molecular function: GTP binding; GTPase activity. The transcript is spliced from 5 exons. The record is from RefSeq and is a predicted model, not a curated record. The coding region runs from base 462 to 1055 and encodes 197 amino acids. Gene Ontology annotation, biological process: small GTPase-mediated signal transduction. NCBI's taxonomy places the organism in Eukaryota, Fungi, Ascomycota, Dothideomycetes, Venturiales, Sympoventuriaceae.